Columba livia (rock pigeon) is the source of this 1674-nucleotide messenger RNA. RefSeq names its product nipsnap homolog 3A (gene NIPSNAP3A). The record is from RefSeq and is a predicted model, not a curated record. The transcript is spliced from 6 exons. Bases 83 to 841 code for a protein of 252 amino acids. Lineage: Eukaryota; Metazoa; Chordata; Aves; Columbiformes; Columbidae. Gene Ontology annotation, cellular component: mitochondrion.
CCGCGGCGGUCCGCCCGCCCGCAUUUCCACGCAACCGCCGGCGGACUGCUGCGUUUUCCUUCUGCCCGGCCCGGUGCCCGCCAUGCUGCCCCCGGGAGCGCUCCGCCGGCCCCUCGCCGCCGCCGCCCGCCUCGCUCGGGCGCGGGCCCGCCCUCCGGUACUCGCAUCCCUUGCUACAGGGCCUAGGCAAAAUAAUAGCAUUUUCUACGAAAUCCGUACAUACGAUAUUAAGCCAUCGAAGAUGAAGGAGUUUGUGGAAGUUUUCAACAAGUACUUUCACCUUCGCACAGCUCACUCAGAGCUGGUGGGAUUCUGGUCUGCAGAGCUGGGUGCAAUGAAUAAGGUGGUCCACGUUUGGAAGUAUGAUAAUUUUGCCCACAGAACUGCAGUCCGGCAUGCACUAGCCAAUGACAAAGCCUGGCAGGAAGCAUUACUCUCCCGACUUCUUCCCUUGAUAGAAAAGCAGCGCAAUGAGGUUGCUUAUCUAGUACCCUGGUGUCGAUUGGGGAAGCCUCCAAAAGAAGGGGGAGUAUAUGAAUGGAUUACAUUCCAGGUGAAGCCUGGUGGGCCAGCAUUGUGGGGUGAGGCAUUUCAAGCUGCAAUCAAUGCUCAUGUCAACACAGGCUACGCCAAGCUGAUUGGUGUUUUCCACACAGAAUGUGGAUUACUUAACACAGUCCAUGUGAUCUGGUGGAACGAGAGCCCAGAUCACUGGGCAGUAGGAAGGCGCAGUGCCCAUGAAGAUGCCAGAGUGGUAGCAGCUGUGCAGGACAGUGUCAAAUUCUUGGAGUCCCAGCAAAAUAUGCUCCUGAUUCCAUUUCAGUGCUCACCACUGAAGUAAACUUCUUCUAAAGGAUGUCACUGACAGCAGAAAGGACAAAAUGGAAGUACUGUCAAGUGCCAUCACAUGGAUUGUCAUACCCUCAUGAACCAAGCUCUUUUUCAGUUUACAAUAAAUGGAUGUAAAAUACUGAUCAUUAGCACUGUAAAUCAGUAAAAUUUUGUACCCUGUUAGCAAUUGCUAAACAGAACUUUAUGAUGAUGUUCCUACAUCCCCAGGAAAAAGAACUCAAGCCAUAUCACUUCUGGCGUGAACCACAUUUCAUCUGUCUUUUAACUGCUCAGUUCUUAAGAAUUUUCUGCAUAGCUAGAUCACUCACCAAACCUAGUAAGUUAACUGCUCCCUUCCAACAUUAAAGCUUAGGGCUGGUAUAAUUUUCAAUACCUCCAUCUUGGCUAUUGCAUACUGGUUUAAAAAGAAAUGCCCCCACAUCUGUCACCCAGUUACGUUUUAAUCAGACUUCUCACUGGAAUGUUUUGUAUUAAUUUUAAGUAAUGUAAAAUAUUAGUGUGGCUGGAAUAGCACCUAGAAGGUGCUGUAGUGAAGCUGGCCAGGUACUGUAUGCUGGUGAAAUCUGCCAUGAUGUGAGCAUUUAUUCACAAUCUUGUAUAGUUCACUUCAGCCAUUUUUCAUUCAGUAAACACUUCCUCAAAACUGUUGGUUAUACACAUAACGCUUUGCCUUAGGUAUUUUAAUAUUUGUUUAGGAUGCUGAAGUUGCUUAGCACUUCUUGUUUAACUGUGCAGUCAAACUCAGCUGACCUGCAUGUGCUUAUGUUCUCUGAAAUACUUUUUGCCAGAUUGUUAAAAGCCAAAUAAAUUUAUACAAAGCAU